AUGGCUCAGCCUUUGUCAAAAGCCUACACCGCCUCCGACAACCAAACACUGACGACCAACAAAUUGAAUGAUAUUACACAACAGAAGUCAGAAACGAUAAACUAUGAUCUGAGUGUCGCUGGUCUAGGGAAAAGGCGCUCCCAUUCCACUCACUAUUGUCUGGGUCCACGGCAAAUCGAGGCGCCACAACGUACCAAAGUGCGCAUGUAUAGAUCCUGCCAUUUCACGGAUGUGUGUUUUGCACCCGAUGGACACCCUCUGUACAAAGCCUCGAACACAGAAUUCCAGGGUUUCCGUUUGAUAUACAUCACAAAGGAUGGUGACAAUUCCGACUACGUACAAAAUCCAGAACUCAUCAAAACCAUCAUCAAACCCCAGGGUCUCAUGGGUGGGCCAAGCCACAUGUUUCCAAAGCGAAAGUUCUACACGACUCCUCGGAUAAUAAAUGAAUCCACUGCGGCUCUCCACGAGAGAUUUUGGUCUCCCAUACCCGUGGCGAUACCUUUUCUCCCACACCAGUGUACCAAUUUUGGGCAUGCUCUUGGCGAUAACGCUUUUGCCAUCUUUCGAAUCCUUCAGAAUUUUGGACUGUACCACCCAGAACUCGACUUUCUUCCAAUGCGGAUAGAGUGUGCUGACGAAGAUGCUUGUUUGGACCAGUGCUCUUGUUUCGAUCGUUGUAAGGUCCUUUCCAAAGUAAUGGCCCCCUUUUUAAAAGAUGGCGACAAACUGACAGCCUUCCAGUAUUACUUCAAGACAGCGAUGAAUAUGUCCACAGCUCAUUAUCGGCAAAGACGAGAAAAACAGUCACUACCAUUACUUUGCUUCGAAAACGUGUUAUCUGGUAUGUACUACUAUGCGGAUCAUGGGGAAGACCCAACCUUGCAUGGGGGCAAGGAAAAUGAAAAUGGGUCCAAUCUGUUUCUUGUCGGGAAGGGGGACAAGGUGCGGGAGUUUCGAAAUCAGUACAUGAUACGAUUGGGUUUGGAUCCCAAUCGUCAUCUACAAAGACCAUGUGCGUCGCGAGAUUCUGCUUCAAUCGUUGUCAUUCCUCGACGACCCGAAACCAGUAGGCAAAGUGGUUGGUACGACGAAAAGCUGAUUGCUGAGCUCCAAAAGAUCUUGCCCGAUGAAAAGGUAGCUGUUGAUGACUAUUCAACAUAUACUGUCAAGGCUCAGGUCGAGCUAAUUUCGAAGGCCAAGGUACUGGUCUCAAUGGGAGGUGGGGCCAGUUACCUCGCUUGGUUCCUGGGUCCCGGCGCAUCAGCACUUUUUCUAAAGCGAAGGUGCAAGGUCAAUGAUGGUUUCAUCUGGGACAAUUUGCCUUAUAUCAGAAAAGAAUAUUUCAAUGCCACAGACUGUACAGCAGUACCGGAAGUUUUUGAUUAUGCGGAAAUGGCCAAAAGUGUCGCAGGUUUGAUUCAGCAUUACAAUCGUCGCUUUUGUGAAGAUUGA
This is a messenger RNA of Cylindrotheca closterium, 1455 nucleotides long. NCBI's taxonomy places the organism in Eukaryota, Bacillariophyta, Bacillariophyceae, Bacillariales, Bacillariaceae. The record is from the annotation of a GenBank genome assembly.